AUAAAAACUAUAGAAAGAUGCGGCGCCAUGGCAUCAGAUGUGGACGCAUAUGAAACGCCUAUCGCACGCCUCCAAAGUCAACUCGACGAGCAGUUUGACAGCACAGAAAACAGAUGUGGGCGUUGGCCAUCAUCACCUGACAGCAAACAACAUUACAACAGCCACAACAACAACAACAACAAAACCAACACAAAUAGGAACAGCAACCACAACAAUUAAUGGUGACACAGGCACAGGCAGAGGAACUAUGCCAGGGAAAUGCAUAUUAUUCCCGGAUAAGACGUCCUCACUGAAAAGUUCCAUGUAUACGCAACAGGUGUACUUCAGGCCCGAUAUGCAAUCGCUGCUAGCGGGUCGCAUACCUGUGGCCUCCAUGACGGGGCCAAUUAAACGCGGACUGCUGUGGCAGCAACGGGAUCGUCUCUUCUCGCGCUGGAAGGAAAGAUAUUUUGUGCUCACCCGCGACUAUUUGCAUUGCUUUAAACGUGCCUCGGGCUCGGCCAAUGAACGUGCCUCGGAUAUGGGACAAUUUAUAUUUAAGGUCAAGCUGGUCGACGUGGAGAAGGUGGAAUGGCUCAAUAGACGCUCGUAUAGCGCCAUUGGGCUGCUGCUGGGACGCGAGGGUCGGGUGCUCUUGCGCUGCGACGAUGGCCUCGAGGAUUGGUUUGAGCUGCUGGAAGAAUGCACGCUGACCUCCAAAGAGCGUCGUCGCGCGCUGAAGAUCGCCCAGGGUCCCAGAUCGCGCGCCUCUCUGGCCGCACCCGUCUCGCAUGCCUCGCUGCAGUUCCAGCACUUUGGCCUGGGCAGCACCUAUUCCAGCGCCCUGGACGAUUGGCUGAUGACGAAUGGCUCGGCGAGCGGCGGCGGCGGCGGCCUGGCRCGUCAUAAAAUCGGCGCUGGUAGCCUAAAUGGCUAUGCGGGUGCCAAUCCAUUUCUGUUCAGCGAUUCUGUGCCCGAUCUGAGUGCCCUCAACAAUGAGAAUCAUAAUCAUCAUUUGAGCGGCAUCUCAACGAAUCACUCCACACCGCAAAAAAUUCCGCAUCACAGCAAUGCAAAUCUCAGUCGUUACUCGAAUGGCUAUGCCUCGGCGCAGAACAGCUUCACCCAGGCUGGUGGCGUCUUGUAUGGCUCGCCUCGACGGAUUUUCAUCAACAGCAGCUUCGGUUCCAAUCAGGUGGUCGACGAGGAGACCGCCGAGGAGGCUGAGGUGCAGUUGCGUCGCCCCAGACUUUUCCGCGGCAUCAGCGCCCAACCGGACAAUGGCAAUGAACUGGACAGAGAUUGGCUCUAUCGCAAACCUCGUGCGCCCACCGAUAUGCGCCAUUCAGUUCAACCCAUGCUGCCCACUCACAAUGCGAAUGGCGGCAGCACUGCUGGCCUGGCCAACAACAAACAGGAGCUGGACUGCUCGGCCCAUGAUAGUGGCCUGGACACGCCUCCAUCUACACACCGCCCCUCCAGCUAUCGCGAGGCCGCAAGUCGCGACAGCACCGAAACGAAUGGCAGUUCAUCACGUGGCACGCUGCUCAACAAUUCGCCCGGCGGCAGCUUCCGCGCCAAGAAGCUGAGCGCCCAGGUGAACAAUCUGAAUCAGUUGAACGCGUUGCACGGCUCGCGCUACUCAGUGCAGGAUCAGCGCAUACUGAAGAUGCGCAACAAUGAGGAGGAGCGCUGUGCAUCCAUUAAGUUGGCCAAUCGUCUCAAUCAUAAUCACGAGCAGAACACCAAUACCAACACCAACGGCACCUAUGACCCCAAUCAGAAUCGCUACUAUAAGAAUGGCAAUGCCACGCCCCCCAUUUCACUAACGCCCCAGCAUACGCCACAGCACAAGAUCAUGCACCAUCACAGCAAUGGCAAUGGCAACGGCAACAGCGGCACGCUCAACGGCAACGCCGGCUCCGCCAUGAACGGAUCGGCCAUAUUCCGGGAGCGUUAUCAGCAUCCAGCUCUGGCGGCCAUCAUCAACGAGGCCCAGGGCCUCAAGUUUCGAGAACGUGCCCAUUCGGAUAGCCAACAACGUCGACUGAACAACAACAACAACGGACCGAUGCCAGUGCCCGCCUCCCCGCUGGCCCAGCGACGCAACAACGUCCCCAUCUUUGGAACACCCACGCGCGUAUAGCGGUUAAAAGUCUAAAUACUGAAUAUACAUAUAAAAUAAUAUGUAUGUAUGUCAUGUGAGAGGUGGUACGAACACACAUAAAUAUGCAUUACCAUUAGCCCAAUAUGUAGACUAAUGUUUAAGUGAAAUCAAAUUAUCAAAUUAGUCAACAUAUAAUACUUGAAUAAAGG
Molecule: messenger RNA, 2295 nt
Organism: Drosophila arizonae
Lineage: Eukaryota; Metazoa; Arthropoda; Insecta; Diptera; Drosophilidae
Biological process (GO): actin cytoskeleton organization
Cellular component (GO): plasma membrane
Source: RefSeq, a predicted model, not a curated record